AUUUAAUGAAAAUCAGUUGAUUGUGUUUAAGGGAGAUCCAGAAAGUGACAUAGUGCCUUACACAGUUCAUUGUUCUUAUUUUUUAACAGAGAAAGAAGAACAUAAAGUCAUUAUUUUAAAAGAAUGGGGAAGCAAGAAUAUGGGAGCUCUUUCAAUGCCUAAAGCGCAGCCAACACCCAACAAGCAACAGGCAGGACCAUCGGACACUGUACCGGGAAAUGCUGCUGUGCCAGAAAGGAUGAUAGACCCAAUACUUCUCUAUUUGAGAAUAUCGGAAAUAACAGGAGAUAGGCUGUUCCAUUUAAGUUGUAAGGUGAAUGUAAAAAAAUAUUUGGAGAGGGAUUUCAAUAGACUAGCAGUACUCAGAGUGUGUGAUGGUACGAGAACUUCAAAAAAUUUCAGAAAGUGGGACAUAGAAGAAAGCACUGAAGAGUAUGAAGAUGAAGUUUUUGCACCAGCUAAUUCUGAAGAAAUAGAUAUUAUUGUCUUUACAAAUGUUAAUAGGCUUGACAAUGUCAAUGUAAGUGUUUUAUUUGUAUUGUCUGUCCUGGACAUUUUAUCCUACUGCAUGUACUACUUUUCUGUAAUAGUGUAUUGCCACAAUAACUGAUAUGCUAUAUUACAUAAGUGAUUAUUGUAUUUUACAAAAAUACUUUUUUAUAUAGUUAUAAUUCUGAAUGAUCUGGCAUUCUUUAUCCACUGACAAUAAUG
Messenger RNA from Macrobrachium nipponense, 711 nucleotides. RefSeq lists its product as uncharacterized. Bases 140 to 610 code for a protein of 156 amino acids. Lineage: Eukaryota; Metazoa; Arthropoda; Malacostraca; Decapoda; Palaemonidae. The record is from RefSeq and is a predicted model, not a curated record. The transcript is spliced from 4 exons.